Molecule: messenger RNA, 4627 nt
Organism: Scylla paramamosain (green mud crab)
Lineage: Eukaryota; Metazoa; Arthropoda; Malacostraca; Decapoda; Portunidae
Product: lachesin-like
Exons: 11
Coding region: 1985-3508 (507 amino acids)
Cellular component (GO): neuron projection
Source: RefSeq, a predicted model, not a curated record
CCGGUCUGCCCCCGCCCCCCGCGCCCCCACCCCCCAAGUGUCCCAGGAGGCUUUGCUGUCUCGAGGGGGCGCCGCUGACACGCCCUCUGCCGCUGGUGACGCCCUGGUGGUGAAGAGACAGACAGACAGACAGACAGAUGUAAAGGGUUUCUUCACUACAUUCCAAAAAAAAAAAAAGAAUAAGGAGAUAAAGCAAUAAAUAAGUGGAUAGAGAGAAGAGGAAAAAGAAGGAGAAGAAGAAGAAGAAGAAGAAGAAGAAGAAGAAGAAGAAGAAGAAGAAGAAGAAGAAAUAAAAACCAAAGAAAAAUCGAAAAGAAAAUAUAGAAAAAGAGAAAGAAAAUAAAAAAUAACACGAGAAGAAAACGGAGAGAGAGAGAGAGAGAGAGAGAGAGAGAGAGAGAGAGAGAGAGAGAGAGAGAGAGAGAGAGAGAGACUAACUAUAACAAACCGUGACCUCAAAAGAAAAUGGAAAAUUAACUCCCUUUCAAAAGAAAACGUAACGUCACUGUUUAAUGGACCAGAAAGACAGUGACCACCCCCCUCUGACCCCUAUUGACCCCCUUAAACCCCCAUAAAGACCACCCCUGAGUCCCCCCUCUAGAAAUGAACACUGGACCUCUCAUAGAAAACGUGGACUCAUAAAGUUUCCCCGAUACGUGAGAGGCGAGGUACGAAAGAAAACGAAGUGAGGGGAAGUGUGAAAGAAAACGUGAAAUUUGAAGGGGCAACUUGGAGGAAAUGGACUGAAGGGAGAUAAAGAAAGAGUGGAGAUAAGAGGUAUGAGAAGAUAAAGGAGGGAUAGAUAACAGAAAAAGAAGAGGAGGAGAGGUAAUAGAUAGAUAGAAUAAGAGACAGGAGAAAUUAGAACGAAAUUAAAGAAGAGAAAGAGAAGAAGAUAAGCUAAAGAAGAAAAGGAAAAGGAGAUAGACAAAUAAAAAAUAUGAAGACAGAAGAAAGAAUAAGACAAACAAGACAAUAACAGAUAAAAAGAAGGUUAAGGAAAGAAGAAGGAGAAGAAGAAGAAGAUAAGAAGAAGAAGAAGAGGGACAAGUAGAAAAUUAAACGAAAUAAAAAAAAACAGAAGAGAUAAAAUAUAUGAAUAAGAAAAUAGGAAUUGAGAUAAGAGGAUAACAUAAGAAAAGAAGAUAGAAAAGAAAGAAGGAAAAAGGGAAGAAAAAUAAAGAUAAUUUGAAUUGUUUUUUUUUUUUUGAUGGUGAAGGAAGAAAAGUAUCAGACGAAGGAACGGAGGAAGGAAGAAAGGAAGGGAAACUGAUAAAUGAAGGAAUAAAUACAGAGAAAGAAGGAAAGAUACAGUAGCGGAAGACAAAUUUAACGAAAAAAGGAAGGAAGAAAGGAAUAAAGAGAAAAUAAAGAAAAUUGGAAGUGAACGAAGUGGAAACAAAGUGAUAAAGAAAAAAAAGAAAAAAAUGAAAUUAUUUGAAACUUCGUAAAAUAAAUAAAUAAACUGAAUAAAUAAAUAAAUGAAUAAAACUUAACAAAACACCAAAAGAAAGAAAACGGAAAACUCAAACAAAACUCAAAGGAACGAGAAACUAAGACACAAAGAAAACGAAGCACUGCAACAAAGAAAACGGGAAACAGUUAUAAGUUAAAGGAAAGCUCAAAAGAAAACGAACAAAAACCAGCUAAAACAAACCAGCACACAAAGAAAACGAGAAAGAAAAACAAAGAAAACGAAAAACUCAAAGAAAACAGGAAACACAACACUACGGAAACAAAGAAAACGAAGAAAUGUAACAAAGAAAACGAGAAACAGUUAAAAUUAAAGGAAAACUAAAUAAAAGAAAAGAAAAACAAACUAAAACAAACCAAUACACAAAAAAACGAGAAACUAAAACAAAGAAAACGAAAAAGUAAGAGAAAACGGGACAGACUGCACUACGAAAACAGAAAACGGAUUACAGUGACAAAAUUUCAAAGGGUGACUCGUUUAUAUCCCACUCAGCCAACCCACGCCCUCACUAUGGCCCCGCCCACCGCCCACAGGACCACCACGCCCACACUGCCUUGGAUGGGCGUGGGGGCGUGCAGGAGCGGCGCCUCUAAGUGCUUCUUCGUCACCCUCUUCCUCACAAUCCUCGUUGGUGCCACAUCCCAGCCAGACUUCGCGCGCCCCCUGAACAACGUAUCUGUGCCUGUAGGGAGAGAUGCCACCUUCUCCUGCGUGGUUAGCGACCUGGGCGGCUACAGGGUGACGGGUGGACGCAAGGAAACUCUACAGGUGGGGUGGGUAAAGGCGGACACGAAGGCGAUCCAGGCCAUUCAUAAGCACGUGAUUACCCACAAUUCCCGUGUGUCCGUGAGUCACAGCGACCACAACACCUGGAUGCUUCACAUACGAGGCGUGCAAGAGGAGGAUCGAGGCCCCUACAUGUGCCAGAUUAAUACUGACCCCAUGAGAUCCCAGAUCGGUCACCUGGAGGUCACCGUGCCCCCAGAAAUUGAUGACGCAACUUCUUCCUCCGACGUGAUGGUGCCUGAAGGUUCCAACGCUGCCUUGUCCUGCCACGCCAAAGGAUAUCCCGUCCCUAAGAUAACGUGGGUGCGGGAGGACAAGAAGCCCCUCUCAUUACGCACCAACGACGUAGCGAAGCCAAAAGUGAAGCACAUGAACUACGAGGGCGCCGUGCUGAACCUGACUCAGAUCACCCGCUCAGACAUGGGUCCCUACCUCUGCAUCGCUAACAACAAUGUGCCUCCACCUGUUAGCAAAAGGAUCAUUGUGCAAGUUACCUUUCGACCAGUCAUCCACGUGCCCAACCAGUUAAUAGGUGUACCAAUGGGCAGCCCAGCGACCCUCGUGUGCAACCUAGAGGCGUCCCCCAAGUCAAUUCAGUACUGGACCAGAGACUCAGGUGUGUCACUAGUUCGUCACUCACCUUGGGUUCACCUGCCUGCUCCCUUGCCAUCUGGGGAGAUUGUGAUCAGCAACAGCGAGUAUACAGUAUCUGAAAGGUACACCAAUUAUUACAUGACCACGAUGACCCUCAACAUCUCCUCCUUCAAACCUAACCACGCGGGUGUCUACCUCUGCACUGCCAAGAAUUCACUGGGAGAGACGCAGGGCAGGAUCGAAGUGUACGAGAUCGACGUGCCUACCCAGCCACCACUGGAAGAGGAAUACGAGGAGGAGGAAAAGGAGGAGGAGGCGAUGGGGGGGCGGGGGUCGCAGACAGAUAGACGGGGGCAGACAAAUGAGGUGGGGUAUGGUGGGGAGGGGCUGAACGGGCACCUCCCACGCCCCCAUGACCCCUCCAGCAGGCACCAGGAGGGGCGGGGGAGGGGUCACGGUGCCCCCAACACCAGACAAAACCUUGGAGGGGGUAAGAAGAAGGACCCCAGUAGGUUUUAUCCGGGAGGCCAGGAGGGGGGUCCGCGCCCCACCCGGAACCCUUGGUGGGCCCGAGAGGAGUCCGCCGCCCCCCACUGGCAGCCCCUCGUGUCCCUGGUGGUGGUGGUGGUGGUGUUAGUGCAGUGCGUUGCCUGAAGGAGAUGCUAAGGAAAGGCUGUUCUUUUUUAUUAUUAUUAUUAUUAUUAUUAUUAUUAUUAUUAUUAUUAUUAUAAUUAUUAUGGCUGUUGUUGUUGUCAUUAUUGUAUAUAGUGCCUGUGUGUGUGUGUGUGUGUGUGUGUGUGUGUGUGUGUGUGUGUGUGUGUGUGUGUGUGUCUGUCUAUAUACUCCCCUUCACCCCGUAUUCCUAGUGUAUUGUCACCCCUCCCUCCUCCCCCUCCCACUCCUCUCCCCACUUAUCACCCCGCUAGUAUAAGACUUGUAUUUAUCCUCCCCACUACACUCACCCCAGUACAGUCACCCCACACCCCUCUCCUCACCCCCAAUCACCCCUCCCCACCCCUCACCCCAGUCCUCCUCAGUGUCACCUCGCCUCCCCUAGGUGAUUCCCCUCGCCCCUUCACCCCUCCUUCCCCCAGUCACCCUCAGAUCACCACUACCUCCCCAGAAAAUACGCCCCCUUUCAAAACGACCCCCCCCAUUCUGUCUCCCUCCUAUUCUCCCCCCAAAAAUACCCGCAGCCCAAAAAAAAGGCGCCCCCCAUUGAAAAUCGCCUUCAACUCCCCUCCAUUACCUCCUCAGCCCCCCUUUCGCCCCCCUCCAGUAUACAAUAUCGUUUAGUACCACCUUAUUCGUAAACAUGUAUGCAGAAUAUAAACAAAAGAAGAAAAUAUAUGAUAAACACAGGCACAUGUAUUAAUUUGCAUGUAUAACCGAGAGAACAUACAUACAUACAUACAAAGAUACAUACAUACAUACAUACAUACAAGAACAAACGUGUAUAUUAUAACCUACAUACAAUACGUACAGUACACACGCUAUGUAUACCUGUUAUCGUACACAGACAGAAAUUAUCGUACACACUUAAAGAUAUAAUAAGUUGCAUGCUUCUUCACAUACAUACAUACAUACAUACAUACAUACAUACAUACAUAUCGUUUUUGUAAUUAUAUCGUCCCGUUUCUUAGUUAGAAUACAUAUUAUACAUAGCUAAGUAAACAAACAAACAGACAGACAGACAUACAAACAAACAAACAAAAAAAAGGAUAUAAAUGAAUAAUAAAUACAGUAAAAUCAAAUAAAAUAAGAUAAAAAUUA